ACUGCUUACUAGUAUCAAUCGCAUUUCUGGCUGGCUCUGGGCUCGAGCUUUGUCUUCCCAUAAAGCAAACUAUGGCAGCUCCGUCGUUCUCCUCCUUCCAACCGCCAUCAUUCUCGUCAUUCCCUGACCUCGAGCAAGGGCCAAGCAAGCGUGGCGCUGAGCCCUCCCGAGACGACGAACGGCGGACAAAACGUAGCCGGGACAAGCAGGAUCACGAUGAUCAGUCGAAGAAACAUAAACACCACAGGUCGCACCGUAAAGACCGUCAUACAUCCGAGGAUCGUUCUAGCAGGCGAAAGGGACCAUCUGGGGAGGACAGAGAUUCGCGGAGGCAUGAUCGGCUGAGGGAACGAGAGAAGGGGCGGGAUAGGGACGAUAGUAGAGAUCCAGGGAAGUCUGUGGAGAUGAGGUCUGCCCUUGACGAUGAACGUAUUAAAGAGGAGGAAGACAGAACACGACACCAUGGCGAGCUGCCGCCAUCCCAGGUAGAUUUGACCCGACCGUUGUUCUAUUCGGACAAGAAGGGAGAUGCGUUGAACGUCCGCUAUGGUGGUCUAUAUGCGGGUGACGUACCCAAGUAUCGUUUAGUGGGAUGGGGUAAGAAGGUCUUAGGAUUGCCCAAUGCGUGGACUGCUGUGCAUAGGAGCAAUAGAGGUAUCGAAGUUACUGUUGGAGGGAAGCGAAAGAUGCCCUCCAUUACCGACCGAAGCUCGCGAGACCUACUCAAUACUGCACCUUCCCGCCGACUUGUCGCCUCCGCCGAAAGCGCACGGAAAUACACAGAAAUCGACGGUGUCAUCAAACUCCCCACCUCUCGUCGCAAGCAAGCCCACAAUGACCAGUCGUAUCGCGAUAUCGAGCUUCCAAACGAAGACGCGGACUCUGACUUUGACUUUUCCUCUGCUUCCGAGGUGGAGAGUUCUGAAGAUGAUGAGGCGGAAAACGUGACACUUACAGCACACCAGGAGAAGACGAAAGCGCUCGAGCAACGGCUGAAAGCAGAUUCUUCCUCGGUAUCGACCUGGCUCACACUUCUCUCUCACAACUUGUCUCAAGUCCCAAUUACCAUCAAGAACGCGAUCAAAGCGCGCUCUGAGAUCACGAUAUCUAUCCUUGCUCGUGCCCCCAAGUCUAUCCCCAAUUCAACGACGUUACGGCUCCGGUACCUACAGGCUGGAGAAGCGGUGUGGCACGCUAACCAGCUCACGGACGAAUGGGAAGCCGCGCUCAAAGACGGAGAUUCUGAACUUUGGCACUCCUGGGCGGAUUGGAGGAUUCGCAAGAAUGUCGGUGGGCUUGAUGGGAUUGUCGAGGAUGCUCAAAGAGUACUUGAGCGGUUGAAGACCGAGUUAGAUAAAUUGAGGAUCCUCUGGCGGAUAGCGAUCGCUUUUAGACAUGCUGGUUUUAUCGAGCGUGCUAUGGCAUUGAUGCAGGCGCAAGCAGAGCUGACGUUUCAUCUACCGUCUUCUCUCGCUGGACUACCUCUCGAUGCACAAACAAGCGCUCUGGAAGAGUUCUGGGAGUCCGAAGUGCCCCGCAUCGGGGAAGCCAACGCACAGGGGUGGGCAUCAUGGCUUGCAGCUGGUCAACCUGAAUACAAUCCUACUGCACCGUCACGAAAUUCACAAACAUCCACUCCUUCGACCAAAUCUGACCCCUUCAGACGCUGGGCCCAGGGUGAGGUGUCCGCAGAUAACGUGCUACGCCCUUCUUUACGCUCUACGGAUCCCGAGGCGGACGACGACCCCUACGCGACGAUCCUCUUCACUGAUAUCCAGCCAUUCCUUUGCUCGUUGACAUCCACUCGUGCCAAGCAUACAUUUCGACUCAUAUGGCUAUCCUUCCUCGGCCUCCAUGUCCCCGGGUUGGAACGUUCCUUUUUCUCCACGUCCGAUAAUCUCGAUGACAGGUGGUGUGAGAACCAUCUGACAUCGCCGUACUACUUGUCCUCCAUCUAUCCGAGCAUCACACAAACGCGAAUGAUCACGGCGGAAUCUCACGCUGGGGUCCUCGUUGGUCCCGAGGAGGUCUAUGAGGACGGAUUUGGGCCGGUGAAGAAUUGGGGGUAUCGUGUCGUUGGGCCGCUCGAUAGCUUUGGGAGACAGAAGUGGGGGAUGUGGACGAAGGAAGACGUGCAGGGCGUUAAUCAAGACUUUGUCAGACGCUUCUUCGAACAGUGCCGACUGGGACAAGACGAUGUCGAAUGGGAUGUACUGGCAUUGGCGUUCGAGGCGGUGGUCAAUAUCAAAGGUGCUUUAAAGCUCUCACAAUCGUUCCUGGAUGUCGACCGCGAUUCUCUUCCACGCUGGGCUGCUCACGCUCGUUUGGAACGAAGACGCGGCAAGGCGGACAAGGCGCGUCAGGUCUACCAAACCGUUCUCUCGACUGUCACGCCACAGAACCGGCUCAGCGCAGGACCCUUGUGGUGGGACUGGACAGAGAUGGAAUGGCUAGCAGGCCAUGCGGACGCCGCAAUGCAAGUCAUCAUGCAAUGCACCGGCCUGAAAGGUGGUGCUGGCGCCGGAGGGGUGGUAGUAUUGCGUGCGCGGCGUGUUUUGGAGGACACGGUGAAGGAUAUACCGCCAAUGCUGUGGAAGGUACGCGAGGCGUGGGUGAAGAUUUCUGCGUUGCUCGAACUGCUGAGUGCCACAUCGACAACGACUUUCCCUGCAUUCCUUUCGGGGCCGAUUCGAGUCCGGGAUGGAUCGGAGGCCGAGGAGAGUUCGGCGGUCGCCUCGCUGCAUAUGCUCUACAAUCAUGUUGUCACGCUGAAGAGUACGGCGAGGCCAGGCGUUCUGAGACAACGCCUGGAACACGCUAUUCGUGCUUACCCCAACAACACGGCGAUACUGGCCAUGUUUUUGGAAGUACAGAAGGGGCAGGGGGUUUGGGGUAAGGUGAGGGAGUUGAUAGGAGAGGAUGGUGAAGGCGACGGGGGAGAAGCGAAGGGCGUAGCCAGAAGGGUGGCCGAUGUCUGGUUGGCUCGCUGGGAGAAAGGCAGGUGGGAGUGGGAGAUCGAGAGGACCCGAAGUGGUCUGAAUGCCGCCAUGGACGAUGAACGGACAAGGGGGAGUGCUGUCCUAUGGCGUCUGUUCGUGGAGUUUGAGAUACAGGCGGGCCAAUUGAAACGAGCGAAGGAUGUGCUCUUCCGGGCCGUAGCUCAAUGUCCUGGAGUGAAAGAACUCUACCUGCUUGCAUUCGAUCCACUCCGGGACGUCUUUGCGCCACACGAAUUGCACGCGCUCGGUGAAACAAUGAUAGAGCGCGGGAUACGAAUGAGAUCAGGCCUAGACGAGGCUUUGGAUGGGAUUGAGCUAGGAGGGGGCAGAGAAGAAGGCGAGAACAGUGACGAAGAUGAGAUAGAGUACAAUGCAAGGGAGCUCAGGCGAUUGAAGCCGUACUGA
Stereum hirsutum FP-91666 SS1 is the source of this 3404-nucleotide messenger RNA. Its product is annotated as DUF1740-domain-containing protein. The transcript is spliced from 7 exons. Bases 72 to 3404 code for a protein of 1110 amino acids. Gene Ontology annotation, biological process: regulatory ncRNA-mediated post-transcriptional gene silencing; negative regulation of RNA catabolic process. Lineage: Eukaryota; Fungi; Basidiomycota; Agaricomycetes; Russulales; Stereaceae. Gene Ontology annotation, molecular function: protein binding. The record is from RefSeq and is a predicted model, not a curated record. Gene Ontology annotation, cellular component: catalytic step 2 spliceosome.